AUGGCAGGCUUUGGAGUCAUCUUCGUCUCGCUCUGUCUGAUAUUUUCCAUCAUUCCCCUAGCCACGGUUCUGCCUAACUACAAAUCCACUCUCCCUUGGGCCUCCACCAAUGAUGGCCAAGGCUCUCUGGAUGUGCGACGGAGAGAGGAUUUGCAUAUGAGGCAGGAGGUUUGUAGGAUGGAAUUCCCACGCUUCUAUCCGCAACUUGCUGCUAAUGAAAUAGCUUGGAAGAAGAAGGGAGGCAUUGGAUAUCAUCAUGUACAAAGUGCUGCGAGCAGUUGUAGGCAUGGGUGUGUGCAUGUGCUUAUCAAGCACGGACAGGUAUUUAUUCGCCAACAGGCCAAGGACUGGCAGAGCAGGGUAAGGUCGGUGUUGCAGUUGCUGACUGAUGCCUACAAAGGGGCGGGCGAGGAGGAGAGGUCGAUGAUGGAAGGGAUAGAGUUGGUGAUUAGUACUGCUGACUUUGAUGGAUUCACAGAUCCCAUCGGCAGUCAAGGAGCUGGCUGGGUGUUGGAUAAAAAGGUCAACGAGACUGAUGGCCAAUAUCUGUUCCCAGAUUUCAGCUUUGCCUCUUGGCCCGAAGCGGGAAUCGCCUCGUACCCAGAAUUCAGGAGGGCAGCAGAGCAAGUCAACGCAGAAACCCCCUGGAGAAGCAAAGCCAACAAAGCAUUCUGGCGUGGCGAUGCUCUGCUCAACAGCGCAAUCCAAGCCAGAAAUAGCCUCCUAUCCGUCGCCACAGGCCCUGGGACAGAAGAAUGGUCAGAUGUCAAACGAACAAGCUUCUGGGAACAAGGCCCAGGAAUAGACAAGAUCGUUUCUGCCCCCGAACACUGCCGGCAUAGAUUCCUGAUCCAUUCGGAAGGUGUAGCUUAUUCCGGUAGAAGCAAGUUCAUCCUCGGCUGCCAUAGCACCGUGAUAACGCACGAGCUCGAGUGGGAACAACAUUUCCAUCCGGCCUUGAUCUCUUCUCCUUCUUCCCCAGAUCAGAAUCACAUCCAACUCCCCGGGACCUACUUUGAAAACCUUGCGCAGACAAUGCAGAACCUUAUUCGAGAGGAGAUCGAUGCAGAAGGUGCCAUUCUAAGCCGCAUGGCUACUACCGGGGAAAAGAUCGCAAAGAAUGCCAAGAGGACGCUAACGGAUAGAUAUCUGACGCCCGCUGCGACGGCGUGCUACGUGAGAGCGGCGUUGAUGAGCUACGGGAGGAUGAUGGAUAGCCGUAGCUGGCCAGGAGGGCAGGCAGCCGAGCUGAGGGAGGGGGGUGGGGUGAAACCGGGUGCGGGGACAGAUAAGGCGACCCUGAAGGAUUUGGGUGUCAAGGGUGAUGUCGAGUAUGGCGUCUGGUGUAAUUUGGGUCAGCCUGAAUGGCCGCCGCAGUAA
Messenger RNA from Ustilago hordei, 1380 nucleotides. RefSeq lists its product as uncharacterized. Bases 1 to 1380 code for a protein of 459 amino acids. NCBI's taxonomy places the organism in Eukaryota, Fungi, Basidiomycota, Ustilaginomycetes, Ustilaginales, Ustilaginaceae. The transcript has a single exon. The record is from RefSeq and is a predicted model, not a curated record.